Molecule: messenger RNA, 5418 nt
Organism: Drosophila sulfurigaster albostrigata
Lineage: Eukaryota; Metazoa; Arthropoda; Insecta; Diptera; Drosophilidae
Gene: CycT
Product: cyclin-T
Exons: 4
Coding region: 979-4566 (1195 amino acids)
Biological process (GO): positive regulation of DNA-templated transcription, elongation; regulation of transcription by RNA polymerase II
Cellular component (GO): nucleus; cyclin/CDK positive transcription elongation factor complex
Molecular function (GO): cyclin-dependent protein serine/threonine kinase activator activity
Source: RefSeq, a predicted model, not a curated record
CGUUCCAAAACCAAAAUCACAUUUUUUGCGAUGCAUUUGCAUUGCAAAUUAUAGAUGAAAAAUGUUAUGUUUGUGUGCGGAGAAACGAGAAAAAGAGCAAUGAUAACAAUGAAUUGAUGUAAAAGUUGCAUAACAAACGUCGUCGGGCUCGUCUCUGUGUAUGUACGUCGUUGUUCAGCAGCAGCAGUCGCAAUUUCCAGAAAACCACACACACACACAUACACGUACACACAGCACGCACACUAGCUCACACUACUCUACGCCAUCAAAACAGCAGCAAAAGAAAAAAACGCAGAUUUCUUGAGUGGCGCUAAUAAAAAACAGUGUUGAAGUUUAAUACCACAUACGAAACAAGAGAAAAAGCAAGCAAGCAAAUCGCAAAAACGAAAUCAAAUGUGCGUGUUACAUUGUGCGUAGCAAAUGUGUUGUGGCAGCCGCGACAGACGCGCAGCAUUUAAGCAGCACAGUCAGCGCGUCAGCCACCUUUCCCCCCCUGUUUCCACCCUGCCCGUCGUCGUCGCCACACGCCACAGUCCCAGAUUCAAAAACCAAAAUCCAAAAUACCAAUAUACCAAUACAAACGCAACGCUGCAGUGCAGCGCAGCAGCCGACAAAGAAAAAGACACUCUUCUUCUUCGUACAGUCCCUACGACGUCGACGUCAGCGUCUGCGUCGACGUCAGCAGCGCAGCAGGCAGCAACAGCCUUUGACUCAGCUGCCAAGUCAAAACAACACAUAAAGAGAAAUCAACUAGAAUAUUGUUAAUUAUUCGACCUGAGUGUGCGAGUGUGUGUUGAGCGUUCUCUCCGCGCGCUCUCUGCCUAUUCACAACAAAUUUAAAUUAAAUAAAAGAGGCUUGCAUGUGAAAAUUAACAACAACAAAAAAUAUAAAGGAAAUUAUACGUGUGCGCGCGUUCUGAGUGAGUGUGUCUUAUAUUGGUGUUGUUUUGGCGCAUUUGGUGACUGUGUGCAGCAACAAUGAGUCUCUUGGGCACGCCUGCGGGCGGCGUUCCAGUCUCGUCGUCGUCGAUCGCCUCAUCCUCGUCAUCCAGCUCCACAAGCCUCGCCGUCAAUGCUGGCAGCAGUAGCAACAACAACUCCAAUGCCACUCCAAGUGGAAGCAAUAGCAACAACAACCUGCCGUUUGAAAAGGAUAAAAUCUGGUACUUUAGCAAUGAGCAACUGGGCAACUCGCCCAGUCGCCGCUGUGGCAUCAAAUGCGACGAUGAGCUCCACUAUCGCCAGAUGACCGCCUACUUAAUUCAAGAGAUGGGCCAACGACUGCAAGUGUCACAGUUGUGCAUCAACACAGCCAUCGUCUAUAUGCAUCGCUUCUAUGCGUUCCACUCGUUCACACAUUUCCAUCGCAAUUCCAUGGCAUCGGCGAGUUUGUUCCUUGCAGCCAAGGUGGAGGAGCAGCCACGCAAGCUGGAGCAUGUGAUAAGGGCGGCGAACAAGUGUCUGCCACAGACGACGGAACAGAGCUAUGCGGAUCUCGCCCAGGAGCUGGUGUUCAAUGAGAAUGUGCUGUUGCAGACGCUGGGCUUCGAUGUAGCCAUCGAUCAUCCGCACACGCAUGUGGUGCGCACUUGUCAGCUGGUCAAAGCAUGCAAGGAUCUGGCGCAAACAUCGUACUUUUUGGCCUCAAACAGCUUACAUCUUACCUCGAUGUGCCUGCAAUAUCGACCCACGGUGGUUGCCUGCUUCUGCAUUUAUUUGGCCUGCAAAUGGUCGCGCUGGGAGAUCCCUCAGUCCACGGAGGGUAAACACUGGUUCUAUUAUGUGGACAAGAGCGUCUCAUUGGAGCUGCUCAAGCAGCUGACGGACGAAUUCAUUGCCAUCUACGAGAAGAGUCCCGCACGCCUCAAAUCCAAGCUGAACUCCAUCAAGGCGAUCGCCCAAGGAGCCAGCAAUCGCACAGCGACCAACAGCAAGGACAACAAGCCGAAAGAAGACUGGAAAAUGAGUGAAAUGAUGAAGGGCUAUCAUUCAAACAUUACGGCGCCACCAGAGCUCAUGAAUGGCAGUGGCGACAGUCGAGAUCCGCCGUCACAGGUGCCGCUGUUGCCACCGCCAGCGAUGGUGCCGCCACAGCAACGACAGCGCAGCGAUGGCAGCCAUCAGCGUUCGUCGUCGGCGGGUGCGCCCGGAAAUUCAUCGUCCACUACCUCCUCCUCGUCCAAUCACAAGUUGCCAAACUAUCCGGGCUCCUUGCCGCCCGAGGCACAUGGAGAUCACAAAUCGAAGCAGCCCGGCUAUGGCAGUCGUGCACCAUCCAGCCAUCCAUCGAGCUCGUCAUCCUCGCAGCGCAGCAGCAGUGGCAACUCCUCCUCCGCUAGCAGCAGUCAACGCAGCUCAUCGUCGAGCCAAGCGUCCGGAAGGCCGCCCAUGGGCAUGGACUAUCACAAAUCGUCGCGUGGCAUGCCACCCGGCGUGGGAAUGCCUCCGCAUGGGGCGCACAAGAUGUCCACAAGUUCCAAGCCGCCGCCGAUGCCAUUGCUCGACGGACGCAGCAGCAAUUCAUCCGCAACGAAUUCAUCAUCGUCAUCCGCAUCAACAUCGUCGUCGGGUGUGUCAUCCAAAGACCUCAGCAAAUCAAGCUCGGGCAGCAGCAGCAGCAACAAAAUGUAUCCUAAUGCACCGCCGCCCUACAACAACAGCGGACCACCCAAUCCGCUGAUGUCGCGUGGUGGCUACCAAGGCAGCAGCAGCAACAGCAGUGGUGUUGGUGUCAACAAUGGUGCACCGCUACCGAAUGCUGGCUAUGGCAGUCACAGCUCCUCGCAUCGCAAUAAAUCCGUCGCAUCAUCCAGCUCAUCGUCAUCCGUCCACAGCAUGCCGCCUUAUGAGCAACAACUGCCCUAUGGCCAAGGUCAGGGCGUGCCCAGCUACAAUCACAUGCAGCAGCAACAGCAGCAGCAGCUGCCAACGCUUGAGGCCCCGCCACCGACAAUGACAACACAACCCCAACAACAACAACAGCAGCCACAGCAACUGAGUAAGAACUCCUCCAAUUCACUCUUCAGUCCUGAGCCGCAUUUCAACGGUUUGCUGCCGCCACCACCGCCAGGUCCGGCACACGAGAGUCUGGGCUACAAGCUCAACAAUCAUACGCGUGAUCGUGACAGUCCCAAGAAGGAGCGCCUGACGCCUACCAAAAAGGAUAAGCAUCGCAGCACGUUGCCACAUGGCAGCAGUAGCAGUAGCAGCGGAUCGAGCUCAACAGCUAAGGCGAUGCUGCCGCCACACAAGAAACCACAUGGCGAUCUGGUGGCCAACGAAUUGGCUGGCCCAAGUCGCGAUGGCAGCAGCAGUCUGAAGCGUGCCAACGAAAUCUCGGGCAGCCAGUAUGGCCUCAACAAGCUGGACGAGCACGAUGGCAGCUUGCCCCGAGACAAGGUGCGCAAGCUGGAGAACAGCGUCGGAUUGCCCGGCUAUGGUAGCUAUGGCAGUGAGGAUAAGCAUGCACCGCUCUCGAUAUCGAACGGAGGCAUCGAAACCACACCGGAUCUGGUGCGCAGCCUGCUCAAGGAGAGUCUGUGCACCCCGAAUGCCUCGCUGCUUAAACCUGAUGCACUGACUAUGCCCGGCCUGAAGCCGCCUGCAGAGUUGCUGGAACCGAUGCCAACGGCAGCGCCAGUGCACAUCAAAAAGGAACCGAUUGGAGGUGCUGGUGGUGCUGCACCAACAAGUCUGCUGGGCAUGGAGCAGCUGGAUGCGUUGACCAAGCUGGGCGAGAGCAAGGAUCUGGACGGUAGUGGUAAGUCGGAGAAGAAAAAGAAGAAGGAUAAGCAUAAACACAAGGAGAAGGACAAGUCGAAGGAUAAACCCGAUAAGGAGGAGCGUAAGAAACACAAGAAGGACAAGCAAAAGGAGCGCAGCAGCAAGGACACAUCCAUGGACUCCCUGAAGCUGGUAAUCACAACGAACACAGCGACAGCGAAUCCCAAUGGCAGUCUGCAGGCUGCAGCGCCACUCAAACUGAAGAUCAGCAAGAACAAGGUCGAGCCGAAUAACUAUUCAGCGGCUGGCGGUGCAACCGGACUUGGUGGUGGCAUGCCACAUGCAGCCAUGCCCACAGCGCCCACAACUGGCUUCGGCAUGCCACCCACACUCUCAGCAGCAGCGCCAAUGGGAAUGCCCGGACAGCAGCAACAGCAGCAAGCGUUGGUGAUACCAACGUAUGGCGGUUACAAUUCGACGAGCAAUUCAACGAGUAGCGGCAGCAGUAGCAGCAAAAAGAAGCACAGCGAUCGGGAUCGCGACAAGGAGAGCAGCGGAGGCAGCAGCAGCAGCAGCAGCAGUAAGAAGAGCAAAUCUCAAGACUAUGCCAAAUACAAUGGCGGAGUCUCUGGCGUUGGCAUCGGCGGUGGCGGCGUCGGCGUCGGUGCUGUCUAUGCUCCUCUUGGCGGCGGUGCAGGCGCCGCGUCGUUAGCCCAAUCCGCCUCACAGGUCUCCAGUCUGCUCGGCCUGCCCAUGACCAUGCCCAACUCGAUGGUGAUGACGCCCGCAGAUUUAGCUGCCGGCAUUCCGCCCUCGGCGCUGCCCAUCUACAACAAGAAAUAGUCGUAGUAGCCACGUAGUCCCCGUAGUCCAUAACAAAUAGAACCCUUGUUCAAUAACAACAAAAACAACCACAAACAACUAAAAGAUAUUCUUUCAAAACACAAAAACAACCUUUAUACUUGAUGAUAUAGCUCGUAUGUAUAAACAAAAAACAAAAAAUGAGAAAAACCUAUGCUAGUUGUAAUUGAUUGUUGGUGAGAUGCAUUAGUUCUCUAAGUUAUUAUCGAUUUACCUUAGUUAAGCACAAAGCAAAACACAAACAAACAAAAAUCGUAAGAACACCCGUCAAAUUGCAAUGCGGACAACACUUGAGAUCCGAGUGUUUCCAGUUCGAUAUGAAAUCAUGAAAACUUAUAAGAAAAAGAAAACAAACAAUACAUAAACUUCUGUACAGCAUUAAUUAAUUUGUAAUUAUAACAUACACACACACAUACACAUAAUCCAUACAAAUACACGGAAUAAUUGUAAUCGAAACAGAGAGAAAGCAAAACUCUCACGAGAGAGAGUUUGCAAUGAUCGAAAGGGUAAAAUAAAUGCGCAGCACGGCCGUCUAGAAUAUAAGUUAGUAAAUCAAUUACCCAACUACACACCUAUGCACACACAUUCACAUAAACACACACACACAUACACUGAACUGUUGUAUAUAGCCACAAGAGAAACAACUUCCGCUUAGCUACAAAUACGGCCCUAACUAAAUGCAAAUCGAAAUUUUGAAACAAAAUAUUCAAUAUAGCGUAUAUAGAAAGAAAAUCCGCGAUGCAAAACGAAGAGAUCGAGAAUAGUUGGCGUACUUUAAUUCUAAAUUAAAGUCGCAUGCUGACAAAUUUAGUAAAACCAAUACAAAUACACACA